Messenger RNA from Radiomyces spectabilis, 2021 nucleotides. RefSeq names its product P-loop containing nucleoside triphosphate hydrolase protein. NCBI's taxonomy places the organism in Eukaryota, Fungi, Mucoromycota, Mucoromycetes, Mucorales, Radiomycetaceae. The transcript has 3 exons. The record is from RefSeq and is a predicted model, not a curated record. Gene Ontology annotation, molecular function: ATP binding; RNA binding; RNA helicase activity. Gene Ontology annotation, cellular component: nucleus. Bases 59 to 2014 code for a protein of 651 amino acids.
CAGAGAUUUUUUUCCUUUCCUUUUAAUCUUUCUCCUUCCACUUUUUACUUUUUGAAAGAUGACUAUUGAUCAAUACAAUUCCGGAGGUCUCGACCAGCAAUUUGCUGGAAUGGGUUUGAAUGAUAAGCCCAGCGGUAAUGGCGGCCGUACUGGCCCUAGCCGCUAUGUCCCCCCUCAUAUGAGAACCAAACCUUCGUAUGAUAACGCUCCUCCCGCUCGAAACAACACUGGUUUUGCUGCUUGGAAUGAUCGUCCUGCAGGUCGUGAAGGAUGGAACUCAUCUCGAUCUGAUGUUAACCGCAGCAACAACUGGGGCAACGACAACCGCUCCAACUUUUUCGAACGUGGUUCAUAUGGUGGUUAUCGCAACAACCGUCGUGAUGACUCUGGCUAUUACGGCGGCGGCCGUCGUGAUGAAACUCAAGGUUACUGGAAAGAGGGUGUUCAUCACAUUGGCACUCGCAAUCCUCGCACCGAACGUGAUCUCUUUGGUACCGCUGAUGAUUCUUUGACCCAACAUACUGGCAUCAACUUUGAAAAGUAUGAUGACAUCCCCGUCGAAGCCAGUGGUCAUGAUUGCCCCGAACCUAUUUCCACCUUCACCACCCCUCCGUUGGAUGCUCACUUGUUGUGCAACAUCGAGUUGGCUAGAUACACCAGCCCUACUCCGGUUCAAAAGUAUUCCAUCCCUAUUGUCGGUGCCGGCAGAGAUUUGAUGGCUUGUGCUCAGACCGGUUCUGGUAAAACCGCCGGUUUCCUUUUCCCUGUGUUCUCUGAACUUUUCUCCAAGGGUCCUUUAGCCGCCCCUGUUGAUGACCAACGUGGUGCUUACCGUUCCCGCAAGGCUUACCCCACCGUUCUUAUCCUCGCUCCUACUCGUGAAUUGGUCUCUCAGAUUUACGAGGAAGCCAAGAAGUUCGCCUACCGAAGCUGGGUCAAACCUGCUGUUGUCUAUGGUGGUGCUGAUAUCGGUGGUCAGCUCCGUCAGAUUGAACGUGGUUGUGACUUGUUGGUCGCCACUCCCGGUCGUCUUGUCGAUUUGAUCGAACGUGCUCGUAUCUCGCUUGCCAACAUCCGUUACCUUGUUCUUGAUGAAGCUGAUCGUAUGCUUGAUAUGGGUUUCGAACCUCAGAUUCGCCGUAUUGUCGAGAAAGAAGAUAUGCCCGGUGUCGAAAACCGUAUCACGCUCAUGUUCUCGGCCACUUUCCCUCGCGAUAUCCAAUACCUGGCUCGUGAUUUCCUCAAGGAUUACGUCUUCUUGUCGGUGGGCCGUGUUGGUUCUACCUCGGAGAACAUUACACAAAAGGUUGAAUAUGUCGAAGACGAAGAUAAGCGUUCCGUCUUGUUGGAUAUCUUGCAUUCUACCGAAGUCAACGGUUUGACAUUGAUCUUUGUCGAAACCAAGCGUAUGGCCGAUUUCCUUUCCGAAUUCUUGUUGGAUCACAACUUCCCUGCCACUUCCAUUCACGGUGACCGUACUCAACGCGAGCGUGAGCGUGCUCUCGACUCUUUCCGUACUGGUCGCACCCCCAUCAUGGUCGCUACCGCUGUGGCGGCACGUGGUCUCGAUAUUGCCAACGUCGCUCACGUUAUCUCCUACGAUUUGCCAACGGACAUUGACGACUAUGUUCAUCGUAUCGGCCGUACCGGUCGUGCUGGUAACACUGGUUUGGCUACUGCGUUCUUCAACCGCGGUAACAAGAACAUCUGUACGGAUUUGGUCGAUAUCUUGAAAGAAGCCAACCAGGAAAUUCCUUCCUUCUUGGAAUCCAUUGCUCGCGAGAGCCGUAUGUACGGUGGUCGUGGCGGCCGUGGUCGUGGUGGUGGUCGUGGUGGCAGCUUUGGCGGCAGAGAUUACCGUCGUCAAGAUAACAACUCUUCCUGGUCGCGUCCUGCUCCUCAAGAUUCCAACGCUUUCCCUCCCUUCAGCGGUGGUGGCGGCAUGGGCGGUGGUCGUCAAAGCGCUCCUCGCGAUGCUCCCCUUCAGUAUCAAACCAAGACCAGCUGGUUCUAAAGAGAGG